GACAGAUCAGAGGGAAUAGCUUAUUAAGAGGGACCAAACUCUCCUACUACAGACAUUUCUAACCCAAAAAAUACUAACUAAAGGUAGUGUGCUCCUUCAUUCAAUUCCUAGCAAGCUAGCUAGCUAGUUAGCAGUCUUAUUGGAUGAAGCUAGACAAUGAUGGCUUAUAAGAGUAUCCUCCACCAAGCAGCUGAUUUUCCCUCCAAGAGACUGCACUUCCACUGGAAAACCAAAGUCAGGAGUGAGGAAGAGGAUGAAGAUUAUGGCGUCAAACGAAACCGCGGGGAAGCAGAGGACGAUUCAUCUCCCGAUCAAGAACAACCAUCCAAGAACAACCCAUCAGCAGUAGACAGCAACAAGAAGCUGAACCAAGAAUCAUCACUACCAGCAGCGGCAGCAGGCACAACCGGUAAGCUGAAAUCAGUGCUGACUUCGAUCGGGAGGAACAGGCUGAGUUCGGUGUUGAUGAACCAGCUGCAAGGCGGCGGGAGGAGGAGGAGGCUGCUGGUAGGCACCCUUUUCGGCCCCAGGCGUGGGACCCACGUGCAUUUCGUGUUCCAGAAGGACCCCACUUCAGAACCGGUGUUCUUGGUGGAGUUAGCCACCCCAAUAUCAUCCCUGGUUCGGGAGAUGGCUUCGGGGCAGGUCCGGGUCGCCCUGGAGUGUGACAGGAAGAAGGCGGCAGACAGCGGCAGCGGGAGGAGGGUAAUAGAUGAGGAGGGUGUUUGGAGAGCAUACUUGAAUGGAAAGAAGUGUGGGUUCGGGAACAGCAGACGAGAAUGCGGGGAAAGAGAGUGGGAGAUUUUGAAGUGCGUGGAGGCUAUCACCACCGGAGCGGGGGUACUGCCACCCAUAAUUGGCGGCAGCUAUGGCGGGGAAGUGAUGUAUAUGAGAGCGAAGUUUGAGAGAGUGGUGGGGUGUAGAGAUUCAGAAGCACUGUACAUGAUGAACCCUGCAGACAGCCAUGCUCCUCCUGAGCUCAGUCUUUACCUUCUCAGAACAGAUGGAUGAUCAUGGAUCGAUCGACCGAGUUUAACUAAUUAACAUGCAUUACCUAAGAGUAAUAUGGAUUAAUGCCAGCCAUAAGUGGCCAUGCAUGUCCAUUGCAUUUUUUGUAUUGUUUUUUGCUUUUAUGUUUUGCAUAUUUCAUUUCCAUGUAGGCAGUACAUGCGAAUCCUUCAUGAAUAAUAAUGGAAGGAAUUGAAGAAGGCCGGCCGUGAUGUUAAUAGCCCCAAAUUCCGUAGUGUGUUGAAAAAUUAAUUGAACUAUGAUAACCAUUUCACCGAUAGAAAUCCAAAUAAGGACCAGUUCUAUAUUGGACCAUUUCCCAUAUUUCUAUACAACUCUGUGUGAAUGAAAUGCCAAGCUGCUGGGUCAAGGCCAUUUAUGCGAC
Messenger RNA from Cuscuta epithymum, 1393 nucleotides. The record is from the annotation of a GenBank genome assembly. Lineage: Eukaryota; Viridiplantae; Streptophyta; Magnoliopsida; Solanales; Convolvulaceae.